UGGAUCAAGCGAAAUAAAUAACCACGCCCAUAAGCAUGGCUGACGUUGUGGCUUGGGUUGGAGACCAAUUGUACGAAAUCCUCGGCCUCUCUGACCGCUACACAGCUGAAUUUCUAGUAGGACUUGCAAAGAAGUCUUCCUCUUUAGAUGGCUUUGUUAGUCAGCUUGAAAGUACUGGUGCACUGACGAUAGACCAUAAAACCAGAGAGUUUGCUUCAGAGCUAUGGGCUAGAGUCCCACACAAGGCAGUGGUGGAGAAGCCAGCCAGAGCCAAAGAGAGAGAGGCAAAACUUCAGACCCAAAGGAACAAAAGCUACCAGAUAUUGUAUGACUCUGGCGAUGAGGAAGAGGAAGCCAUUAUGAAAAAAAGACGAUCGUCACUGUCGAGUGGAAAAGGAAUAAAGAACAGUAAAAGAAAUAUACGAAAAGAUAAGAGCAGUCAGUGGGAGAGUGACAGUAGUAGUAGCGAGGAGGAGAAAGAGAUGAAGGCAAAGAGAGUAAGAGUCGAAGAGCCCAAGGAGGAGGAGGAGGAUGAAUGGGAUGCAAUGGAGAAGGAGAGGGAGAAGGAUUUGCUGGAGAGAGAUGCUUUGAACGAGAGAAUAAAGAAAAAGGAUAAAGAGAAGACUAGGAAAAUUGUCGAAAAAUCGGAUAAAAAAGGUUAUGAAGAAGCAAGGAAACGACUACAGGUUGCUGAAAAAGACCAAAAGAAACUGAUUCCUGAGUUGCGUAAAAAGUCUCGCAUACGGUACCUUGGUGAUCGUGCUCAAGACAAACUUGCAGAGCUGGAUGCUGAUAUCAUUGACAAUGAAUAUCUGUUCUCUGAUACCAAAUUGACUAAGAGGGAAGAAGCUGAGCAUCUACGGAAAAAGAAAUUAAAGGAGCUUGCUGAUGAGCAUAGAAAUGCAAAGGACAUGGAGAAGAUUGAACGGUAUCAUAUUCCUUCUGAGAAAGAAAAACCAUCAGCUAGGUAUGAAGAGCCUCGGAAAGAGGAAUUGUUGGGGCCCAAUGCAGAUUUGAGAAAAUGGGAGGACGAGCAGUUGGGCAUAGCCCUGGUUAGGUUCGGUGCCAAAGAUGCAAAAGAGAAAAACAAGCAAAAAGAGUAUGAUCUAGUCAUGGAUGAUGAGGUAGCAUUUGUCUUGGCUGAAACUGUAGCUGGCAGUAAAGGAGAGAAUGAAGAAGAAAUGCCUGAAGGACCAAGUGUGGAAGAAAGAAGAAAGAUGAAUCUUGAAGAAACUAGGAGGAGUUUGCCUAUCUUUCCUUAUCGUGAGCCAUUACUAGAAGCUGUUGAAAAUCAUCAAAUAUUGAUUAUUGAAGGUGAAACUGGCUCUGGAAAGACCACACAGAUACCUCAAUACCUUUAUGAAGCUGGCUAUUGCUCUAACAAGAUGAAGAUUGGUUGCACACAGCCUCGUAGAGUUGCUGCCAUGAGUGUUGCUGCUCGUGUCUCAGCUGAAAUGGGAGUGAAGCUAGGAAAUGAGGUUGGAUAUAGCAUAAGGUUUGAGGACUGUACUUCAGAGAGAACUGUUAUAAAAUAUAUGACUGAUGGGAUGCUGUUGAGAGAAUUCUUAGGUGAACCUGAUUUAGAGUCAUACAGUGUAAUGAUAAUAGACGAGGCUCAUGAGAGGACACUGCACACUGAUGUAUUGUUUGGUCUGGUGAAGGACAUUGCUAGAUUUAGACCUGAUCUUAAGCUACUUGUAUCCAGUGCAACCAUGGACACUAAGAAAUUCUCUGAAUUUUUUGACGAUGCUCCGAUAUUUCGUAUUCCAGGGCGUCGCUAUCCAGUUGAUCUUUACUAUACAAAGGCACCAGAGGCUGAUUAUCUUGAUGCUGCCGUUGUGUCUGUUCUCCAGAUUCACCUCACUCAACCCAGAGGGGAUAUACUGGUAUUUCUUACAGGUCAGGAAGAGAUUGAGACAACAUACGAAAUGUUAAAAGAAAGAACAGCUAAGUUAGGGUCACGGAUUGGAGAACUCGUCAUACUUCCAAUAUAUGCCAAUCUUCCGUCUGAUAUGCAGGCUAAGAUAUUUGAGCCAACUCCACCUGGAGCUAGGAAGGUUGUUCUUGCUACUAAUAUUGCAGAGACCUCACUGACUAUUGAUGGGAUUAUAUUUGUGAUUGAUCCAGGAUUCUGUAAACAAAAGUCGUAUAAUCCAAGGACUGGCAUGGAAUCAUUAGUGGUCGUUCCUUGCUCAAAGGCAUCUUCUAAUCAGAGAGCAGGGAGGGCUGGAAGAGUUGCUGCUGGAAAGUGUUUCCGUCUCUUUACCUCCUGGGCUUAUCACAAUGAAAUGGAAGACACCACAAUACCAGAAAUCCAGCGUACUAAUCUUGGUAAUGUUGUUCUCUUACUAAAGAGCCUUGGUAUUAAUGAUCUGAUUAAUUUUGACUUCAUGGAUCCACCUCCUCCCGAAACCUUAAUGCUAGCAUUAGAGCAGUUAUAUGCACUAGGGGCACUCAAUCAUAUGGGGGAACUCACUAAACUUGGUCGUAGAAUGGCUGAGUUCCCUGUUGAUCCUGCUAUGUCAAAGAUGCUCAUAGUUUCAGAAAAGUAUGGUUGUAGCGAAGAAAUACUAACCAUUACAGCUAUGCUGUCUGUCAACAAUGCAAUAUUCUAUAGACCAAAGGAUCGUGUAGUACAUGCUGAUACAGCAAGACAAAGUUUUUUUAGACCCGGGGGAGAUCACUUGACAUUGCUAGCAGUUUAUAAUGAUUGGGUAUCUACAGACUACUCGACACAAUGGUGCUUUGAUAAUUUCAUUCAGCACAGAUCAAUGAAACGUGCUAGAGAUGUGCGUGAUCAACUAGAAGGACUCAUGGAAAGAGUUGAGAUUGAUCUAGCUAGUAGUGAGGAUGUUGUUGCCAUUAGGAAGGCAAUAACUGCUGGGUACUUUUAUCAUGCUGCCCGUCUGUCUAAAGGAGGCUAUAGAACGGCAAAGCAUCAACAAGUGGUUCACAUUCACCCAAACAGUAGUUUGUUUGAGGACCAGCCAAGAUGGGUCAUAUAUUUUGAGCUAGUGUUUACCAGUAAAGAGUACAUGAGACAGGUGAUAGAGAUUGAUAAUCAGUGGCUAUUAGAAGUAGCCCCUCACUAUUAUAAAGCAAAGGACAUACAAGAUGAGAAUAGGAAGAUGCCAAAGGGAGCAGGAGCAUCACGGGACGACACUAGAUUCGACAAUCAGUUUUAAGAAUAACAAAAUUAAUAAUGCAUAACAUACAUCAUACAUACAUAAAAUGUAUAAUAUAAUUUAUAAAUGUUCAUACAUGUAGUUAUUUCUCCUGUUUUUUUGCAAACUUUUGAUUCAAAGGUUUGCCCAAUAGUUAA
Messenger RNA from Amphimedon queenslandica, 3322 nucleotides. RefSeq names its product putative pre-mRNA-splicing factor ATP-dependent RNA helicase DHX16. NCBI's taxonomy places the organism in Eukaryota, Metazoa, Porifera, Demospongiae, Haplosclerida, Niphatidae. The transcript is spliced from 29 exons. Gene Ontology annotation, molecular function: RNA binding; helicase activity; ATP binding. Gene Ontology annotation, cellular component: catalytic step 2 spliceosome; intracellular anatomical structure. The record is from RefSeq and is a predicted model, not a curated record. Bases 36 to 3185 code for a protein of 1049 amino acids.